AUGGGCCCCUGUACCGCCUCCUCAUGCUGCUGCCAGGCCCGUAAUCUGCCAUGGGCCCCCGUACCCUUGACUCCUCAUGCUGCUGCCAGGCCCGUAAUCUGUCAUGGGCCCCUGUACCGCCUCCUCAUGCUGCUGCCAGGUCCAGAGUGUGUCAUGGGUCCCUGUACGGCCUCCCAUUGCUGCUGUCUCUAUCGCCACACUCUUGCCAUGUGCCACUUUCAGGUCUUGCCUCACACUGCUGGUGGGUUCCAUUUUGUCAUAGGGUGCUGUUAUGGCUCCCAUUGCUGCUGCCUCACCGCCACACUGUGGCUCCACACUCUGGUUUUGGCCCGUGACUGCCCAAAUGAGUGAAGUGUGCGGUGAUUCUAAGAUCGACGGCACUCAUCUGCAUGUCAUACUGACUGACAGUAUUAGUUCUCUUCCCCAGCAGACUCCAAGGGCAUUUAAAUUAAAGGUACAGUGUUCUGCACUAAUAUAA
This is a messenger RNA of Staurois parvus, 478 nucleotides long. The record is from the annotation of a GenBank genome assembly. NCBI's taxonomy places the organism in Eukaryota, Metazoa, Chordata, Amphibia, Anura, Ranidae.